This is a messenger RNA of Tetrapisispora phaffii CBS 4417, 2499 nucleotides long. RefSeq names its product snoRNA-binding rRNA-processing protein NOP14 (gene NOP14). The transcript has a single exon. Lineage: Eukaryota; Fungi; Ascomycota; Saccharomycetes; Saccharomycetales; Saccharomycetaceae. Gene Ontology annotation, cellular component: nucleolus; small-subunit processome; Noc4p-Nop14p complex. The record is from RefSeq and is a predicted model, not a curated record. Gene Ontology annotation, biological process: maturation of SSU-rRNA. The coding region runs from base 1 to 2499 and encodes 832 amino acids.
AUGGCUGGAUCCCAAUUGAAAAAUUUAAAGGCUACUUUGAAGGCUCAUGGUUUAACAGGUCAGACUAAUAUUAAAAAGAACAAGAAAAAUACAAAGAGAAAGGCUAGGGAAUAUGAUCGCGAGGAGAGGGCUAAAGUAAUCGCUAAGAUUAGAGAAGAUUUCAACCCUUUUGAAGUGAAAACUACAAAAACGAAGAAGAAAAAUGCAGAGAAAGCUCACCAUUUAGUAGCUGUUGGUAAACCUGGUAUUUCUAAACAAAUAGGUGAAGAUCAAAGAAAGGUAGCCUAUGAGGCUAGAAACUCUCAGAAGAACAGACGUGGUGGGUUAGUUGAUAGACGUUUUGGUGAAAGUAAUAAGAAUAUCACUGAAGAAGAAAGAAUGUUGGAACGUUUCACUAGGGAAAAACAAAGUCAAUCAAGGAAAAAUAAGCAAAAAUUAUUUAAUCUAGAGGAUAAUGAGGAUUCUAACGAUAUAUUUGGUGAUGUUUCAACAGACAUGUUCGGUAAUCAAUUAACACAUCUUGGUCAGUCAUUGGCAAAUGACGAUGGAGAUUUUGCUGAAGGUGACUUAGGUGGGUUCAGUAAGCGUGGAUAUGAAGAAGAUGGAUUAGGAGAACCAUCAGGACCAGUAAAGAAAAAGACAAAGGCUGAAGUCAUGAAGGAGAUUAUUUCCAAAUCUAAAUUUUAUAAAGGUGAAAGACAGAAGGCUCAAAUGAAAAUGGAAGAACAAAUUGACGACUUAGAUGACAAUUUUGAUGAUAUCUUCUCAGAAUUAAAGAGCUCUGAAAAAGCAGUAAAGAAAGAAGCAAUUGUACCUAAAGAAGCAGUUGACAAAGAUUACGAUAUUAAGGUUAAAGAGUUAUUACUAGAAAAAAGAGCAGCUCCAGCCGAGAGAACUAAGACGGAAGAAGAGAUCAAGAAAGAAGCUGAUGAACAUAAGAAAAAGUUAGAACAACAAAGACUAGCCAGAAUGCAAGGUAUACUGGAGGAUGAAGAUGGUAGAGAGCAAGGUGUGGAAGAUCUGGAUGACAACUUUUGGGGUGAAGGUUCUGAUGAGGAAGAAUCUGGUAAUGAAAUCGCCGAUUCGGAUGAUGAUGUAAAAUUUGAUUCGGAUGAUGAAGAAGGCGAUUCAAAUAUCAAGAACACACAUGAUGAUGGAAAUGAACCUAGGUUCGGGAAGAAAGUCAAAGAUGUACCUUGUCCUGAAUCACAGGAUGAGCUUAUAGAAUAUUUAAAAAAAAUACCAUUCCCAGAACAACCGCAAGCUAUCAAAAAAGUAAUCCAACAAUAUCAACCUAAAUUAGCCGAAGGCAACAAAGAAAAAAUGGGUGUUUUUACUGGUUUAAUAUUAAGAUACAUAUUGUUUUUAUCUAACCAAAACUAUACUAAAAACAUCAAUGAAUUUAGAGAAUUACAAAAAUCGUUGGUUUCAAUUUUACACAAGAUGGCUGCCAAAUACAACCAUUCAUUAUCCCAAUGUUGUAGAGAUAUUAUUUAUGAAAUCCAAGAAAAAUUUAAGUCUUCUCAUUCCGUCCAGAUCAGUGACUUGAUUUUCUUUAGCAUUGUUGGUAUGAUUUUCUCCACAUCUGAUCAAUACCAUCUAGUUGUCACACCUUCUACAAUUUUGAUGAGUGAGAUAUUAGAACAAUUAAAAUUUAACAGCAUCGAUAGACUGAUGUACGGGAGUGUAUUAUGUCGCAUACUAUUGAAGUACCAAAGACUUUCAAAGAGAUACUUCCCUGAAAUGUUAUAUUUCUACGAGAAAGCAUUAGUUACACUGUUGAAUGAUGAUGGUUUAGCUUUCAACGAUGCCAUCAAGAGUAUUAGAAGAGACAGUUAUUCACUUGCAAUUGGGAAAGAUGCCGACUUUACCGGAUUUGAAAACAGAACUAUCCACUUGCAUGAAAUCAUUAAUUUAAGCAACAACUCUGGUUCUGCCGACGACAAUAUUGAACACAAAAAGAUGUUAUUGUUAAAUAACAUCUUCAAGUUAGUUGACGACAGCGUCACCGUGAUCUGGAAGAGUUUACCUAGUUUUAACGAAAUCACCCAAUCGAUCCAUUCGAUUGUGGAGCUAUACAAGCAGAAUGUCCCUUCAUUAGAAGCCAGAUGCGAGACGUUGUUGAACCAGAUGGAUAGGGUGAAGAACAACAACAAGCAGAUCCCCUUGACUUUGCAAAACCACAAGCCAGUCUCGAUCCCAUCCAGAACGCCUAAAUUUGAAGAGAACUAUAACCCAGAAAAGAAAUCGUACGACCCUGACAGAACUAGACAGGAGAUCAACAAGGUCAAGGCUCAAUUGAAGAAGGAGCGUAAGUUUACUAUGAAGGAGAUCCGUAAGGACUCACGCUUCGAGGCCAGACAAAGAAUCGAGAAACAAAAGAAAGAAAGCGACGAGUACCGCAGCAAGAUGUCGCACAUCAUCAACACCAUCAAUACUGAGGAAGGUGCUGAAAAGAAUAAAUAUGAGAGGGAGAAGAGACUCCGUGGCUCGAAGUGA